AUGGGCCCUAUCAAAGAGGUGGACAUGGUCCCUGUGAAAGUGGUGGACAUCAUAGAGAGGGAGGCAGACGGCAGGGAACUGUUGUCUAACGAAGUCCAGGCCAUCAUCAUUGACCAUGUGGUAAACAGAGACCUUACCAUGGCAGAGCCUGUCAGAGAGGUCUGGGAGAAGUGGAGGGAGCGUCUGCCAUACCUCUACAACCCUGGGCCUGUAACAGUCGAUGAGCAACUCGUUCCAUUUAGGGGUCGCUCUCCUUUCUGGCAGUAUAUGUCCAGCAAGCCAGCAAAGUAUGGCAUUAAGAUAUGGGUGGCACAAUCCAGCUAUGCUUGGAAGAUGCCAGUCUACACAGGGAAGCUGACCAGUGGAGGUCCGGAGAAAAACCAGGGGAUGCAGGUUGUGCUUGAUGUGACAGAUGGACUGACGGGACACAAUGUCACAGCUCCCCUUGCACUCCUUGCAACAAGGGGAAGAGAGGCCUUCUCAUCAAAGUUUGCCUUCACCCCCACCACCACUCUGGUUUCUUACCUCCCAAAGAGGAACAAGAGUGUGGUCCUCCUGAGCACACUGCACAAAACGGCUGAGAUCAGUGAUCGUGAGGACAGGAAGCCAGCCAUCAUCCUGGACUACAACCACAAUAAAGGAGGCGUGGACAACCUGGACAAGGUGAUUGGAACUUACAGCUGCAGGAGGAUG
This is a messenger RNA of Oncorhynchus tshawytscha (Chinook salmon), 693 nucleotides long. RefSeq lists its product as uncharacterized. The annotation marks the transcript as partial. The transcript has 4 exons. NCBI's taxonomy places the organism in Eukaryota, Metazoa, Chordata, Actinopteri, Salmoniformes, Salmonidae. The record is from RefSeq and is a predicted model, not a curated record.